UCGUUUACCAGUACAGCAGAUCCCUAAAGUUCUGAUGCUACGACGUUGAGGCUCGUGGUGACCGACCGGAAGCUCGAUUUCAGAAGGCAACGACCGUGGUAGGUAGGAAGACUGCGUUCCUUCGUCGUUCCACGAGGGGUUCGAAAACCACAGUACUUACGCGGUCCUGGCUGUGAAGUGUUUUAACUCGGCAGCGGGAGAAUGUGGAGGCCAGUGGUGAUCGAGACGGAGAACUGCGCGAGAGCUGGUCGAGUCGAUCGUGUGCAUGUGCAGGAUACUCAAAUUGGGUCGCUUUUUCCUUUCGUGUUCGGGCUCUAGAACAAGAAGGCGGAUUGAGUUCCACAGCGGGUCGAGGGCAUCGGGACCCUCGGGACUCCGGGGACCGAGAGAUCGGAAACAUUCAGGAGCCCGAGGAGGAGGGCAGGAGGCGCGGCGCUGACGUGGGUGGGCUAUUUUGGAAGGACCGAGAAGUUGGGGACGUUCAGGAGAAUGAGGAGCGCAGCAGCCUCGGCGUUGAAGGGGGCUUCCUAUUUUGGUAGGGCCUGUAGAUGCGAAGGCGGGAUCCCUCCCGCUGACUUCCGUAUCCGUAAGCCGGUCAUGGAGCGUCGGACAAAGCGGCGGGGAUGCCUUUUGUCGCCCGUUUAUUGCCGAAGUAUUUGCGGGCGACAAGACGCACUGUUAGCAGUAAUGGCCCCCAACAAGCGAGCGAGUGCUCUCCCUGCUCGGCUCCGCUGUCUGGACAUAGAAUCUGUGUUCUGGUCCGCCUCGUUCCGCCAACUCUCACCGGGUCCGCCUUCGGCCCGUGCUCCCACCGUCGCAGGCCGGCUCCACUCCGCCAUGAAGGAGGUCCACUUUCGCCUGUCGCCGCUGUCAGGCUCUGUCCCGACGAAGAAUAAUUGAUGCCCCGUCGACGUAAAGUCUGACUUUGGAAGCAGCAGAGACUGCGACUGCGACUGUGAACGAGGGCCGGUGAUCGGGUGACCUGGACCCCGUAGGUUGAGUCGGCGACCGGUAGCCAGUGCUUCGCGGUGCCGGGCCUGGUGCCUGGGGAGUCGUCGGCCGUUCGGCCCUCCUUCCACGGAGGCAGUGCACCAUGCACUGCCAGCGUGGCCAAACACGCUCGGCACGACCGGCGAGCGCCAGUCGCGCGUAAGGGAAUCCG
This is a messenger RNA of Marchantia polymorpha subsp. ruderalis, 1162 nucleotides long. The record is from the annotation of a GenBank genome assembly. Lineage: Eukaryota; Viridiplantae; Streptophyta; Marchantiopsida; Marchantiales; Marchantiaceae.